Molecule: messenger RNA, 777 nt
Organism: Schistosoma rodhaini
Lineage: Eukaryota; Metazoa; Platyhelminthes; Trematoda; Strigeidida; Schistosomatidae
Source: the annotation of a GenBank genome assembly
AUGCUUCAAUUCUAUUUUGGAUUAUAUGGAUUAGCCCUCUUUUUAUGUUUCCUUGGGUUUUUGUAUGCUUUAAUUGAAAAAGCAUACAAAUGGUUAACAAGUAAUGUGAAGAAAUCUCAUUUACCAAACUAUUCCGAAGUCAUUUCAUCCUGCUCAAAUCAGAAUGGCAUAACUCAUAAAAAGGUUCCAAGUAUCGUUGAGAAGGUAGAACCAAACAAUUUGAUGGAUGCAGUAAAAGUCAGUGAAAACUCUGAAAGUUCAUAUAAUCCAGAGAACAAUGAAAAUCAACUACAAGAUUCAGAUAUUAGUACACCAACUGAAGAAAUGAAAACAAUAAUGAUGAAUAAAAAAUACAUUGAUAAUAAUCAUGAUCAAAAUCAUUCUAAAUUAGAUACAUCAUUAAAAUCUUUCUCUGAACGUCGACAAGAACGUCGUAAACGAUAUAAAGCUAAAAAAGGUCAAAAUUCAUCAUUUGGUUGUUAUUCAAUGAAUUCUUCUAUAGAUGAAUAUGAUAAUGGAAAUAUAUUUCUGGAAGAUUCAGAUGAAACAACAAAUAUUAACAAUUGUUCAGUGUUAUCAGAUAGUAAUGAUUCACAACCGGAUUAUUUUAUAUUGGAAACACAUAAUAUGUGUGAAUUAAGAAAUUCAAUACAAAUAACUAAUUUAGAUGAUAAUGAAACUGAUAAUCUUAAUCAUAAUGAUAUGAAUACGAUGGAUAAAACGGAUUCUUUAGAUCAUUCAGAAGAAAACAAGUGUUUAGCAGCAGAAUAUUCGUAA